Molecule: messenger RNA, 542 nt
Organism: Fomitopsis serialis
Lineage: Eukaryota; Fungi; Basidiomycota; Agaricomycetes; Polyporales; Fomitopsidaceae
Exons: 6
Coding region: 110-448 (112 amino acids)
Biological process (GO): chromatin organization; negative regulation of transcription by RNA polymerase II
Cellular component (GO): pericentric heterochromatin
Molecular function (GO): chromatin binding
Source: RefSeq, a predicted model, not a curated record
ACGCGACCGCGAACAACUCGCGCGGCUCUCAACCCUUCUCACUCCCCCGUCGUCGGUGCGUGUCGUUCGUCCUUCGUCUCGCGCGGACUCGUCUCGGGUACCCCAGGUCAUGUCGGGCGAGGAGUACGAAGUCGAGGCGAUCCAUCGUGCCACAGUCCUCAUAGGAAAGCAGAGGAGGAAAACAUGGAGCUACUAUGUAAAGUGGAAGAAUUAUGGCCCAGCAGACAACACUUGGGAGCCACCGGACUCGUUCCGAGGUGGCUCAGAACACUUCAUCCAGAACUUUUGGACUCGCGCCAACACCGAUGGGCGAGAUUGGCAAGAUCUCUCAAUGUUUAAGGCGGGUGAAGAGUUCUUUCCACAGGGCCCUCCUCGUGGCGUCAAAGCCAGACCGAAAAAGGCCCAGGAAACCACAGAGGCCUAUUCGGACCAGCCUCUAGAUCGUUGAAUGGUCGGAAAACGAGGUGAAGUCCAUAAUUGCCGACGACGACGACGACGACGACGGACCGAAGAGGAAGCGUCGUCCAUCAGAGGUACUAGAC